CCGCAUUCUAUCAAUGUAGUUUCCAAAUCGAAACCCACACACCACUACAAUGGGUCUUUCAGUGAUAUUAUUUGCGGUAACAGUGUUAGUACAAGCAAGUUUGGGGAUACCACCUCAUUCGGUACAUCAUCCACCACCACCACCUCCACCACCACUAAACAAACCAUUCCCUCAGAAGUUUUCUUUCGGAGUUGCAUCUGGAGCUCACAAUAUUGAAGGUGCUUGGGACUUGGACGGUAAAGGCGAAAGCAUCUGGGACUCAUGGCUCCACUGCGAACCAGACGUAGUAAUUGACGGCACCAAUGGUGACAUAUCAGCAGACGCCUACCACCACACCGAAGAGGACGUAGAAAUAUUGAACAACCUCACAGUAAGCCAUUACAAAUUCUCUUUAUCUUGGACUAGGAUCAUCCCUAGCGGUUGUGGGGAAGUCAACAAAGCUGGAGUCAGAUACUACGAAAGGUUAUUAAAGCUUCUGAAGGAUAAUCAAAUCGAACCAAUCGUCACCAUCUACGAUGGGGAUCUACCUCAAUGUUUACAGGCAAUGGGAGGAUUUUUGAGCGAAGAUUUUACUCUAUGGUACGAAGAAUACGCUAAGACUGUCUUCGAGCUGUUUGGACAUUACGUCAAGUACUGGAUUACUUUCAACAACCCUACUUUGAUUUGUAACGGUGGUUACGGAGAUGGUAUCUACGCCCCAGGUAUCAGCGAUAACACAGGAGUUAAUGACUACCUUUGCGGUCAUAUUCUGCUUAAAGCGCACGCUAGAGUGUACCAUCUAUACGAUGACUGCUACAGGGAUAUUCAAAAAGGAAAAAUAUCAAUUGCUUUACAAUCUGAUUGGUACGAACCUAACUCUGAUUGCCAAACUGAUAUUGAUGCAGCUGAACUGAAAUUGCAAUUCACCAUUGGUUGGUUUGCGCAUGCUAUUUACAUCGGUGACUACCCUCCAGCUAUGAUUGACAGAAUUGGGGAAUUAUCGGAAUACGAAGGAUUGCCAGAAUCUAGACUACCCAGAUUUACCAGGAAAGAAAUUGAAUUCAUCAAAGACACCCACGAUUUCUUCGCUCUACAAUGGUUCACCAGCAAGAAUGUCAAAGCUAUCAGGGCAGAAUCAUGCGGUUCUGUUUCUUAUACCAACGAUAUUGGCGUUGAAAUUUUAGAUAUUGAAGGAGAUAUCACUUUCGGAAUCAAGAAAUUGAUCAUUUGGAUUAAGGAUACUUACUACAACCCGUCUAUAUUCAUAACAGCUUCAGGAUUCUACACAGCUGAUAGGAUAUUCGAAGAUGAAGACCGUAUUACUUACAUCCACGAUUCGUUGGUAAACAUAAGAGCUGCUAUGAUCAACAAUGACGCUCGCGUUUACGGUUACACUUACUACUCAUACAUCGACACUUUCGAAUGGUUGAUGGGCUACACCAAAAGGUACGGUUUGUACGAUGUGGAAUUCGAUUGUCCAACCAGGCAAAGGACUGCUAGGAAAUCUACUGCUUACUAUGCGUUCGUAUGCAAGUUUGGUUGCAUCGAUGACCCAUGUCCUCCUAAACAUCACCACUCAUGGUACUGGGAGGAUUAAGAUGUACCCAUUUAGAUAAAUUUUGAUUGUUUUUUUAGAUUAAAGAGUU
Psylliodes chrysocephalus is the source of this 1625-nucleotide messenger RNA. Lineage: Eukaryota; Metazoa; Arthropoda; Insecta; Coleoptera; Chrysomelidae. The record is from the annotation of a GenBank genome assembly.